This is a messenger RNA of Drosophila bipectinata, 1038 nucleotides long. RefSeq lists its product as uncharacterized. The record is from RefSeq and is a predicted model, not a curated record. NCBI's taxonomy places the organism in Eukaryota, Metazoa, Arthropoda, Insecta, Diptera, Drosophilidae.
UUGGCAAUAUGCCUGAGUUUCGGGGCCAAGUGAAGAAUAAUAUAACAGAAAAUUUACAAAUAAAUGCAAAUAAGUAACUCAAACAGCCGAAAUGGCUCAAAAACCAAAGCGCAGCGAGUGCUCGGGGCACGUCUGGAUGUUGGCCAUGUGCCAAGCUCUUGGCCAAACCGAGUCCAAAGCCAAACAAAGGUAAAUACACAAACGGCACUCAAUUACACUCAAAAAACGUACGGAAAACGGUCAAAAAAUGUAUGUGAAAAAGCGCAGCAGUUGGAAUAAGUUCGUUGGCCAAGGCGAAGCCAAAAUUAGUGCAACCUCGGACCAGGGCCAGAGUGGAUCAACGGGACAGAAACAAUCACGCCAGAAAGCUAGACAGUGAUGCAGUUGCUCCACAUAUCGAUGGGAUGGGUUCUGGGACUAGGGCUGUUCUUCUCAGUUCUGGAAGCAGCCAUCCUUCCCUUGACUUUGAUCCAGGAAGCGGAAGUUGCAACGCCUAUGGAUACGGAGAAAUUUGGAUACCUCGAAGUGAAGCCUAAUGGGUCACUAAUUCUCCGGAGAGCCCCAAACCAAAGUGGUAGUAAUCUCCAAAAUCUCCUCAUGCUCCGAGGAGUCCUACAAGCCCUUAAGAUAAGUCCUACAAAGAUAUCGGAAGCUGGAGGCGAAACCCAAGUGGCUUUAAAACUCUAUGGUGAUGGGGUGGAGCUCAAGUUUCCACCUUUCCUGGAGAAUGUCAUCCAGCGUAUUCAGACCUACUUCUCUGUAUAUCGCUACACGGACACCAGUAAGCCCAAUUUUCAAAGGAAAGAGAAUACAACCAUAUCUGAGCCAGAAGAAGAUCCAGUGAUCGAAACUACUUUGAAACCUGAAGAGGAUUCCGAUGAACUAACGUCCAUCGGAGAACAGGAUGCUUAUAUUACAGUGGGCGAGGAUUCUCAUUAGGGGCAUAGUUUCUUCAUUUAAUAUUUCAUCGCUCUAUUUAUUCCAUUAAUUGUCCACCAUAGUUUAUAGUAAUUUAAUAAAAGUUACCGUAUUCAAAAC